UCACCGUCUUGUUGAUAUAAACAUUGGUGGUCCACGAAUUGCAGGUUUUAACAGUAGUUGUGGCGUCGAAACGAUAAAUGUUGGGGUUUAUGGGACUCUGAAUAUGCCUCAGACGUAGGAAAUGUCUGUUCUGCGCAGAGCUAAAACAUGGGAAAUAUCUGAAUCUGAGGAUAGCGACGCCGAGACAAAAUGCGAUUUAAACCGCCAUGACAGCAGUCAGACAGCACCAGUCAGCAGUACUGCUCCAGAAGAAUCUCAAAGUUUAGACCACAAGUGCAAAGCUCUUAAACAACCUACAAUCAAAGCUGAAAAGUCAGGUGAAACUUCUUCCUUAUCUCCUCCACGACGAAGUGGACGCGGAGGCACACCGAGUCCUGCAAGAAAACGCCGCACUCAGGAGGAGAUAGAGGCGGACAGAGAGAGAGCCAGGGAGCGGAGGGAGGAGAGGGAGAGGCAGAGAGCAGCCAGAGUCCGGGAGAAAGAGGAGAGGAGGCAGGAACAGCAGAGGAGGAGAGAGGCGGCAGAGAACCUAAAGAGUUUACGGCCGGAGAACUGCCUGAAGAGUCUGACAGUCCUCAUAGAUUCAGCUCUCUACCAGCAGGUUGGUUGCCACAACUUAUUUAAAACCUUGGUUGUACUUGGAUGGAGGUUUGGCAUCAAGAACCAGGAGCUCCCAUGCAGCAUCACCUGGACCAGAGACUUGCCCCAGCAAGGGGACGAUGGAAAUGGCUUGGUGGAAGAGGAGCAAGUGGUUCUGGUGCUGAAUCUGUCUGAAUUCAUGGACAUAGUGAUCUCUGUGAAAAAUAUGCUGGACAGUGAAGGGGAGGAUACAAGGACGAGGUCUGUCCUCAGUCCUCUUUUGGAGUGUCUCAACCGUGAUGCUAAGAAGGUGUUCACUCUCAUAGUAAUAGACUUCCAGUCGGACAACAGGGCAGAAGCUCAUCGUGUGCAUUUAUUGGAUGAGACACUCCAAGCCAAACUGGGACUGGAGACUGUAGAUAUGGAGGAGGUUCUCGUCUACUUACAGCUCUGCAAAAAUAUCUCAGUGUUGUUCCUGGGAGGCUGGCGGGGCGUCACUGAUCACGUGUGUGCUGUCACCAAAGCCUUAUCAAAACGCCCUUUCAAACUGCUGACGGAGCGAGCAGAACUCCCUUUCUGUGUGGACGGAUCCUGGGCCAGCGGGGCUAGGGUAGAAAGAGACGGCUCAGGGCUGAUGCAAGUCUGGAGCAGACAGAUCCAACAGCUGAACAGAGUUAGUCCUGCUGUGGCCUCAGCUGUGACAGAUGCCUAUCCUUCACCUCAGUUGCUCAUGCAGGCAUACCAGAGUCUGGCAUCAGAGGAGGAGAGAAGGGGGCUGCUGGCUGGUCUGUUGGUGAAAAGUGGAGGUAAAGAAAGACGUGUGGGACCUGAGAUUUCAGCCAGAGUCUACCGCUGCUUCACUGCACAGAAUCCCCAGCUGGUCCUGGACUAAUGUGUCUACUGAAACAAGUGUGUCACCUCUUGGCUGCUAAUGUGUUGAUGUUUACAGGCUAAAAAUAAGCUGAAGAUAUCAUGUUUACCUUAUAGAAGAGCACUUUUUUUUUUAAACAGUACAGCUAACUAAUUUUGAAGAAUUUACUCAUACAGAAUCUUAAUCAUGUGCAUUAUUUUGAUUAGAUUCUCUGUUCAAACAUAAAUGUGAAAAAUGUCCUAUAAAAAUGAGCAGCAACAGAAAA
This is a messenger RNA of Cheilinus undulatus (humphead wrasse), 1715 nucleotides long. RefSeq names its product probable crossover junction endonuclease EME2 (gene eme2). Bases 122 to 1471 code for a protein of 449 amino acids. Gene Ontology annotation, molecular function: DNA binding; nuclease activity. The transcript has 8 exons. Gene Ontology annotation, cellular component: nucleus; Holliday junction resolvase complex. Lineage: Eukaryota; Metazoa; Chordata; Actinopteri; Labriformes; Labridae. The record is from RefSeq and is a predicted model, not a curated record. Gene Ontology annotation, biological process: resolution of meiotic recombination intermediates; double-strand break repair; mitotic intra-S DNA damage checkpoint signaling.